ACAAGGUAAGACAAUGUCCACCUGGAACUAUGUAGUGGGUAGGUUUGUUGACAAAACCAUCGCUUUCAGAGCCAUUUUCACGAUGCAUCAGAGAAGCACCAAAACUUUGUCCACAACCUCAAGGGUCAAGUUGGGUUCAGACAAACCCUACCAUCACCAUGGGCCAUGAUUGUUAGAUUGGUAAUGAUUAGCUGAAUAUCCGCUGUGAAAUUCCUCGGCGUCCCCCUUCUAUAUCUGUGCAUUCCUUUGAUACACUCAGUCCUCCUCGUUACUUGGCCACCGGAAUCGACCGAUCAUCAACUCCUAUUUCCCCGGCCGGCCAGGGUGGCCAGGGUUAGCGGCACCCCAGAGCAUCAAUUAAUAGGAUUUGGAAAACAACCCAACACCAACCCUGUCAGACUGUGAAAGCUCUUUCUAAAGACGACACCAAGCCAAGCUGGCAUAGAAAGAUUCGCAGUGGAGUCAUAUUUAUUUCCAGAUCCACAGAACUCCACUUCCCAGAAAAAGAACCCACCUGAAACUUUGAAUCUAGAUAUGCUCUCGCUUGGUUCGCCCCAUUUCUGCUCCCAGCUCCAGUUUCAAAAAGCUCGGCAAUUUACAAACGAUUAUGUCUCCCAACCCCAACCCACUUCAAAUCUCAGAGCCCGGAAAACGAUCACGGUGGCAGCAGCAACGCCGGCAACUGCUUCAAGCUUUGGGUUCACCAACCUGGUGGAAACCUUUACGGUAGAUGUGCAGAAAGCAGAGAGCAGGCCGUUGAAUGUGCCUUUGACUGCCCCUUUUACAAUAGCAACUUCUAGGCUUGAUCAGGUAGAAAACGUUGCCAUUCGUAUUGAGUUGAGUAAUGGGUGUGUGGGAUGGGGGGAGGCCCCAAUACUUCCUUUUGUUACUGCAGAGGAUCAGCCUACAGCCUUGGCCAAGGCUGGGGAUGCUUGUGAUUUCCUCAGGACCAGUUCCCCUAUGACUUUGUCAUCCAUUCUCCACAACAUUGGUGCCCUUGUUCCUGGCCAUCAAUUUGCUUCUGUUCGGGCAGGGAUUGAGAUGGCCCUAAUUGAUGCAGUUGCUACUAGCAUUGAUAUACCACUCUGGAGAUUAUUUGGUGGCAUUUCUGAUACUAUCACUACUGAUAUAACAAUUCCGAUAACUGCACCUGCUGAAGCUGCUGAAUUGGCAACAAAAUAUCGAGGGCAAGGCUUUAAAACCCUGAAGCUAAAGGUUGGAAUGGAUCUGACUUCUGACUUAGAAGUUCUUCGAGCAAUCCGUGCAGUGCAUCCUGAUUGCUUUUUCAUCUUGGAUGCUAAUGAGGGUUACAGCUCAGAUGAGGCAGUUGAAGUACUGGAAAAAUUACAUGAAAUGGGGGUGGUACCAAUUCUUUUUGAACAACCUGUUCACAGAGAUGACUGGGAAGGCCUUGGUCAUGUUACCCGCAUUGCUAAGCAACGGUAUGGGGUAUCUGUUGCAGCUGAUGAGAGCUGUCGGAGUUUAACUGACGUGAAAAGAAUUGCCAAUGAAAGUCUUGCUGAUGUUGUUAACAUAAAACUUGCAAAAGUUGGUGUCAUGGCUGCACUUGAAAUAAUUGACGAGGCGAGGGCAUCAGGGUUGGACCUAAUGAUAGGCGGUAUGGUCGAGACCAGAUUGGCUAUGGGCUUUGCCGGUCACCUUGCUGCUGGUCUUGGGUGUUUCAAGUUCAUUGACCUUGACACUCCCCUUUUGCUGGCUGAAGAUCCUGUUCUUGAAGGUUAUGAAGCUUUUGGAGCGGUCUACAAGUUCUCGAAUGCUAGAGGUCAUGGUGGCUUCCUUCAUUGGGGCAACCUGGAGGGCUGACUUGACACAGACCAUCUCAUGCCUAAACCUCACUAUGCACAACAAAAUGUGUUCUGUUUUCUAUUAUUUUCCUUUUCUUGGUUCGAACUUUAUAGUUACUUGGCGAAUGAUGUUAGACUAUACGGAAUGUGCAAUCAUUUUCGGUUCCUUGCUCUCUUUGAUUCCCACCAUAUGAAACAUCUAUAUCGCUCAAAAGAACCCACUUCUUUUAUGAAGUACCUGUUGUUUCAGGGCCGAAAUGGCUUCUUAUUCCCUUGAGUUUAGCAUAAGGUCGCAUAAGAGUGCACAGCUUCAAGGUUUGGGUGGCUAUGGAACUUACACUUGGUUGGAAGACAUGUCAAAGGAGGAUUAUGUGUGGGAGAUGAUCAGGCAGGUUGCAGUUCAAAGUAUGUUUUUAAGAGAAUUACUGCAGUUGCUGUUUAUCUGUUGGAUUCCAGUGUCAGAAAGCCUGAAGCAGAGCACUAAGCAAUGCUGGUAGCAGCUACAGCUGGGGCAGAGGUGCCGUGAAGCUCAUCGAUAUGGCGGCUAAAUGUACUAUCCCUGAGUCGUCAUUUCUAUGCACUUGAUUGGUGAUAGUUUAUCGGAAUCGUUGUUGUGUUCAAUUCUAGUUUACUGAAUUUUCUUGCUUCUUUCAGGAAUUGUACUGGAACCACCUAAACCUAGUCCCUGAUUCGUCACUCUACACUUCUGCGAAUUAUGUUUAUGCAACCGAGUAUCAUAUGGAUGUGGAACUGCUACUUUUGAUUAGAUGCUUCUCAAAUAGGUUUUUUGACAAUGGCAGCCUGCUGCAAUGCUGCUGCAUAAACGAAAGUUACAGUGAACUGAAUGCUGAAUGCACUGCCAUGCA
This is a messenger RNA of Linum tenue, 2671 nucleotides long. NCBI's taxonomy places the organism in Eukaryota, Viridiplantae, Streptophyta, Magnoliopsida, Malpighiales, Linaceae. The record is from the annotation of a GenBank genome assembly.